AUGCAGUUUCACUCAAAGCCGGAUCACAUACAACGCACUCUUUGCACAAAAGCCAUAAUGCUGCCUCUAGCGGUGUUUGCCCUGUGCCUGGCAGCUGGCCUGUCUGCCCCCAGUAUGGACCCACAGUUGGACGAGCACUGGGACCUGUGGAAAAGCUGGCACACUAGGACCUACCACACGAAAGAGGAGGGCUGGAGGAGGAUGAUUUGGGAGAAAAACUUGAAGAAGAUUGAAAUGCACAACCUGGAGCAUUCGAUGGGCAAACACACUUACCGUCUGGGCAUGAACCACUUUGGCGACAUGACUCACGAGGAGUUCAGGCAGGUCGUGAAUGGCUACAAGCAGAAGGCACAAAGGAAAUUCACCGGCUCUUUUUACUUGGAGCCAAACUUCUUCCAGGCCCCACGAUCUGUUGACUGGAGGGAGAAGGGCUACGUCACACCAGUGAAAGACCAGGGCCAGUGCGGCUCCUGCUGGGCCUUCAGUACGACCGGCGCUCUGGAGGGACAGCACUUCAGGAAGACUGGGACUCUGGUGUCUCUGAGCGAACAGAACCUGGUCGACUGCUCCAGACCCGAGGGCAACGAGGGCUGCAACGGAGGCCUCAUGGAUCAGGCCUUCCAGUACGUCAAAGACAACCAGGGCCUGGACUCCGAGGACUCCUACCCCUAUUUGGGAACCGAUGACCAGCCCUGCCACUACGACCCCAAGUUCAACUCUGCCAACGACACCGGCUUCGUGGACGUUCCCAGCGGCAACGAACGCGCUCUCAUGAAGGCCGUGGCCGCCGUGGGACCAGUCUCUGUCGCUAUUGAUGCUGGACACGAGUCUUUCCAGUUCUACCAGUCAGGAAUUUACUUUGAGAAGGACUGCAGCAGUGACGAGCUGGACCAUGGCGUGCUCGUGGUUGGGUAUGGCUUCCAGGGAGAGGACGUCGAUGGCAAGAAAUACUGGAUUGUGAAAAACAGCUGGAGCGAGAAGUGGGGAGACAAAGGUUACAUUUUCAUGGCUAAAGACAAACACAACCACUGCGGGAUCGCCACCGCCGCCAGUUACCCGCUCGUCUAA
Molecule: messenger RNA, 1068 nt
Organism: Knipowitschia caucasica
Lineage: Eukaryota; Metazoa; Chordata; Actinopteri; Gobiiformes; Gobiidae
Source: the annotation of a GenBank genome assembly